GAUAACUAGUAUAAAAUAUAUAGAUAAUUGUGGACAUUUUCCAUUGUUUUGGCACAAUUAUUCAUUUGCAAAGUGUACAGGACUCUUAUUCAGAAGAAUUCCCAAAAUCCGUGACUCGGAAGUACUUAGUUCUUCUUGCCUGUGUCACAGUUUCUGGACCAGAGUUUUGUAUUGCCUUUGGUCGGACUUUUGCCCAAACCCCAGUGUCCGAUUACAAUUUCCACGUUAGCGUUUUUAAAUUCGCGUUGGAGAUAGGACUUGGUUGAUAUAUGUUAUUUAGGCAACGCUAGCUAGCUGCUUACAAUGGCUAACUGUAUGGUUUUCCACACUCAAAUAGCAUCCGUCAUGGAGGUGCUAGCGAAUGCAGCCGUGUCAGAGAUCUGUAAACUCGUAGACGACGACUAUGCAGUGUUUCGUUUGGAAAUUUCUCAAAGCCAGAAAGAAAACAGGACAUUGCGGAGGAAACUACAGCUACUGGAACUGAAGAUGGCACGGGAGCGCGCAGAGAGGACAAUGCGAGAGCGCGUCCUCGCAAGUCGUCCAAGAAGUGUCAAGAUUCUCGACCAGUACAGAGGAAUAGCAAGAGGUGAAGGACAUCUCACUGGAGGCCACAGAAGCUUUGUGAAGCCAGCUGGACACAAUACAUGGAGAGAUGACCAACCAAUCACAGUUGAUGAAGGGAGUGGAACCUCAACCCAGCACAUUAUCAUAAUAGAGUCUGCAGAUGCGGAGGCUGCAGGUCCUGGGGUUAAGCAGGAGAUGGCUGAAGGAGAAGAGAACCCACGGCACAGCAGAGACAGCCAGACUGCAGCGGCUGGAGUGCCCCCUGUAACCACGGAGGACCCCACCACCGCCCCAGCGCAGCCCAGCAGCAUCACGGAGGAGGAGGGUCCAGAGGUGCUGCUGGUGAAGGAGGAGGGGUGUGAGGAGGGUCUGGGGAACCCUGAGGGGACCAUAGUCAUGGAGGACAACCAGACUACACCUCCUCCUGAACCCACAGCGGAACCAGCUGAGCAGCACAGGACCACAUACAGUCUCACUGAGUCAGUAGACAUGGAGGAUGGGAAGCCUGAUCUGUUGUUGGUCAAAGAGGAGACAAUAGAAGACGGACCAGAGAGUGUUGAUCUGCUGAGUGGACUAAAGAUGGGGGAGCAAGGUGGUUGGCUGGAGGCUAACAGAGGAAACUGGGCGACGAUCUUGGAUUCUAAGACAGGUGCAGCCAAGGGCCCGGUGGACAACAUCACCGAGCAGGCCAGGACCACAGGCGACAUAGUGGAUGUCAGUGGAAGGGACAGCAUCCUCAACUCUGGGCUGGUGAACAACACUGUUAACCACAACCAGAAACAGACAGUCGAACACAAAACAACAACCGAUCAUAGUCUCAAUGACAACAGACUGGCUGAGACCAGGGUGAGGAUUAGAUUUGGUCUGCGGGGACAGGGAGGUGUCUGUAUUCGGCUGGAGAGAACAGACACAGACACGGCUAGCGAUGCUCCAUCCUGCUCCUAUAGUUGUGAUUCAGAGAGACUGAUGGUGCCUCAGGUUAACCCUCCAACAGGUGCUGCCUUCAGCCUGCCUUCUAUAGGAUCUAUCAUCUGGAACAUGGACCCUGCCACAACACAGACACUCCCUGGCAUUCGACCUCCUCACACUCCCCUUAUGUUAAACCAGACCUCAGACAAUUCCAGUGCCUCAACACUAAAUAGCUACACAAGCCCAUUGACAAAUGACAUUAGUUGUGACACUAUCAGCAGAUCUGGUGGCAAAGAGAAGCGCUUCCCGUGUUCGUUCUGUGGGAAAGUCUUCAGUUUCCCCAAACAGGUGGAGAUCCACCAGAGGAUGCACACGGGGGAGAAACCUUUCGGCUGCCACCUGUGCCGGGCCAGUUUCUCCCACUCGUCCAGCCUGACGAGGCACCAGAGGGUCCACACAGGGGAGAAACCCUACAGCUGUCCCCAGUGUGAGAAGAGGUUUUCCCACCAACAUCAGCUGAAGAGGCACCUGAAGGUCCACACGGGAGAGAGGCCAUUCACCUGUACGCACUGCGGGAAGAGGUUCUCAGAGGGGAGAUACCUCAGGACACACCAGCAGAAAAUGCACACGGCCCAUGUAUAGAGUACAGUGACAUGUAAUGUAAUACUAGUUUGUUUGUAGUUAAUUCUGUUGGUUUUGGAUGCAGUAGGGAACUAUAUGAAGUGAACUGAGGAAAGAAUGAGUAUGAUGAGGCAGAGUAGAUGAUAUGGUGAUGGUGUCUGUAAAAAUGCUUCACUGAUGAAAAGUGACAACCUUGACCUGUUUGAUGCUGUUUUUUAUAAUGAGGAAAUAUUAGUGCCUUAAUUCAUGUUUACCUGACUAAGUAUUGAACACAUUUAUUUUGGUUAUUGAACUACAGAAGGUAUAGUGGAUUUACAUCUGAUAAUGGAAUUACAUCUUGGGUCCCUGAUCUAUACUAUACAGAAAUGUAUAAUUAUGGCUAUGAAUGUCAUUCGCUUCAUAGUGAUGUAUCCUCAUUAGGUACACAAAGGUAGAGAAAUAUGUAAUAUCCGUAUUUUGCAUAUUUGGGUAUUAUUCUACACACUAGCUAUUAUUGUAAUGAGCUCCGCCACCCCAAACAAAAUCUUGUUUCACAAGUUUGGACAUCACAGAAGAGAACCGUACAGGACAGUAGAGUACAUUGUACUGUGUUCUCUAAUGUGCUCUACUGUACAAUACUUUACUAUUCUGUUGUUCUGUACUUUACUGUUGUUACAGGCUUUGGUUUUUCCAUUUAUAUUUCGAGGUUGGACUUUAGCACGUUGGGCGCACCAAUUGGUGUCACCUCGUUGAUCAGUAUGUGUUACACCUGUGCUGGCUGUCAUCUCGUUAGUCAGAAGGGUUUUCACCUGUGCUGGCCCAGUGCUCCAGAUGGCUUGAGAGAUGUGGAGGGUUAACACCUUUAGUGUAUAUAUUUUAUUUUAUUUUCACUGUUUUCGUUUUGUUCCACUUUUUGGUUUGCAUCCAGUCUUUAUGUUUGGUGUGGGUUUUAAUUCAGUUUGCCGUUUUUUGGGCAAAUUUAAUGGCCGCUCAUGGUGAGUGUCUUUUAGGUCCCAGUUGUUGUUGCUAGACAACUUUCAGUGGACAACCCCAUGACUGUCUUUCAGAACCCCUCCUAGAACCCCACCUGUUUCGUUUUGGUUUUUGUUCGUUCCCCUUUCUGUUGGAGACCCAAUUUUUGGUUUCAAAAUAGGGGCUCGUCCGAGAUCUUCAAGCCCAGGAGUAUGGUAGUUGCUCUAAUCUACUCUGAAGCUCUGCUUUGCCCAGAUAUUAGGGUGUUCAAAAGACACUUUUGUGGUAGAGUUUCUGUCACUGACAUCCACCCUGAGAGCUUUGGUGGAAAAGUUGAACACAGGCUAAUAAAUUUAAAAAAGUUCAAAAAGCCAUGGACUUUAAGUUGGAAGCGUUUGUGGAAAACCCUACAUGGAAGAUGCUAGAACAAUGUACGAAGAAGAAUCUGCUCGUCAUUGCAAAGCAUUGUGACAUCAAAGUUGUACAAGCCGAUUCAAAAGCAGUAUUCAAAGAGUUAGUCUAUACUGCUUUGGUGGAGGAGGAAAUGCUUCCGGAGAGGGAAGGAUGAUGAAAAGGGUCCUACGGGUGGUAGAGUACACCCCAUAGACGUGCAACUGCGAGAGGUAGAACUAAAGGCAAAAAGAAAACAGAAGCUUGAGCACAAGGAAAGGGAAAGAGAACAUGCAGCCAGACAACAAGAACAGGAACGUGAGCAUGCCAUUAAGAUUAGGAGAGAUGGAUCUAGAAGCAUUCCGAAUCCAGUGAAGCCAUCUUGCAACUUCGCCAGAUUUUGAUCUUGGUCAGAACAGCCGACUUGUAUCGCCUUUCAACUUAAAGGAGUUGGACGUAUAUUUUACUCGGUUUGAGCGGAUUGCCAAAUUCCUAAAAUGGCAGCGAAAUACACUAUAUAUACAAAAAUAUGUGGACACCCCUUUUAAUUAGUGUAUUCGGCUAUUCCAGCCACACCCGUUCCUGACGUAUAUAAAAUCAAGCACACAGCCAUGCAAUCUCUAUAGACAAACAUUGACAGUAGAAUGGCCUUAAUGAAGAGCUCAGUGACUUUCUGCCCUGCUAGAGCUGCCCCGGUCAACUGUAAGUGCUAUUAUUGUGAAGUGGAAACAUCUAGGACCAACAACUUCUCCGCCAUGAAGUGGUAGGCCACACAAGCUCACAGAAUGGGACCGCCGAGUGCUGAAGCGUGUAGCGUGUAAAAAUCGUCUGUCCUCAGUUGCAACACUUACUACCGAGUUCCAGAUCUCCUUAGGAAGCUUCAUGAAAUUGGUUUCCAUGGCCGAGCAGCCGUGGAGGAGAAAUAAUGGUCUAGGGCUGUUUUUGAUGGUUCGGGCUGGGCCCCUUGGUUCCAGUGUAGGGAAAUGUUAACGCUACAGCAUACAAUGACAUUCUAGACGAUUCUGUGCUUCCAACUUUGUGGCAACAGUUUGGGGAAGGCCCUUUCCUGUUUCAGCAUGACAAUGCCCCCAUGCACAAAGCGAGGUCCAUACAGAAAUGUUUUGUCGAUCGGUAUGGAAGAACUUGACUGCUGCUCCAAAGUGUUCUUGUGGGAAAAGCUGAGAAAGUGUACGCCGCUUUAUCUCUUGACCAGAGCUCAGAUUAUUACACUGUUAAUGUGUCUAUCCUUCAGGCUUACGAGUUGAUCUCUGAGACAACAGUUCCGUAAAUGACAAAAUACAGAAUCACAAAGCAAUGUUGAAUUUGCAAGGGAACACGUGUGUCUUUUUGAUCAGUGGUUUGGUUCUCAAGAGGUCAAAGACCUUGAGGAUUUAAAGACACUCAUCAAGCACUGCAGCAGUAAUGAACGUAGGAAAGUGUCAGAAGAGGACUGGCCACCCCACAGCCUGGUUCCUCUCUAGGUUUCUUCCUAGGUUUUGGCCUUUCUAGGGAGUUUUUCCUAGCCACCGUGCUUCUACACCUGCAUUGCUUGCUGUUUGGGGUUUUAGGCUGGGUUUCUGUACAGCACUUUGAGAUAUCAGCUGAUGUACGAAGGGCUAUAUAAAUAAAUGUGAUUUGAUCUAU
This is a messenger RNA of Oncorhynchus nerka (sockeye salmon), 5079 nucleotides long. RefSeq names its product zinc finger protein 252-like. Gene Ontology annotation, molecular function: DNA-binding transcription factor activity; RNA polymerase II cis-regulatory region sequence-specific DNA binding. Gene Ontology annotation, biological process: regulation of transcription by RNA polymerase II. The record is from RefSeq and is a predicted model, not a curated record. The transcript has 6 exons. The coding region runs from base 304 to 2115 and encodes 603 amino acids. Lineage: Eukaryota; Metazoa; Chordata; Actinopteri; Salmoniformes; Salmonidae.